Messenger RNA from Trichechus manatus latirostris (Florida manatee), 882 nucleotides. Its product is annotated as olfactory receptor 4F21-like. Gene Ontology annotation, molecular function: G protein-coupled receptor activity; olfactory receptor activity. The record is from RefSeq and is a predicted model, not a curated record. Gene Ontology annotation, cellular component: plasma membrane. Gene Ontology annotation, biological process: G protein-coupled receptor signaling pathway. NCBI's taxonomy places the organism in Eukaryota, Metazoa, Chordata, Mammalia, Sirenia, Trichechidae.
AUGGAUGAAGGAAAUGACUCUGUGGUAUCUGAAUUCAUAUUGACUGGACUUUCAUUUUCAUGGGAGAUGCAGCUUUUCCUCUUUUGGUUCUUCACUGUGUUCUAUGUGGGAAUUACUGGAAACCUCUUCGUUAUGUUCACAGUAAUUACUGACUCUCAUUUACACUCCCCCAUGCACUUCCUACUGGCCAAUAUCUCUCUUCUUGAUCUGGGUCUUUCCUCUACUACAGUCCCCAAAAUGAUCUCUGACCUUUCCAUUGAUUAUAAAGUCAUUUCUUUUCCAAAAUGCAUGAUACAGAUCAUUUUUAUUCAUGUCAUGGGUAGAGUUGAGAUGGUGCUGCUCAUAGCCAUGGCAUAUGACAGAUGUACUGCAAUCUGUAAGCCUAUGCACUACCUGACCAUCAUGAGCCCCAGAAUGUGUGUUUCCUUCAUAGUGGCUGCCUGGAUCCUGGGGAUAAUCCAUGCUGUAUCUCAGUUUGUUUUUGUCAUAAACUUGUCUUUUUGUGGCCCUAAUAAAGUAGACAGUUUUUAUUGUGAUUUUUCUCAGGUCAUGAAACUUGCUUGUGUAGACACUUACAAGAUAGAGUUUGUAAUCAUUGCUAACGGAAGGUUUAUAUCCAUGGCCACCUUCUUCUUUUUAAUUAUGUUCUAUAUCUUCAUUUUGGUCACCAUUUGGAAACGUUCUUCGGGCAACUUAUCCAUAGCAUUUCUCAUGUUAUUAACUCACAUCACUGUGGUGCUGAUUUUGCCUUUUAUGCCACAUAUGUUUCUCUAUAUGUGGCCUUUCCCUGCAACAUCACUGGAUAAGUAUUUAUUCAUUGUCGACUUUGCUAUCACUCCUGUGUUGAAUAUUGCCAUCUCUACCUUAAGAAACAGAGACAUG